UGAGGCUGGUGAAUGAUCAGACCUACUGCACUGAGUUGUUUUUUAUCAAAUGUAAAUCAUACAUUGUGAAUAUUUGGUCAAACAAUAAUAACUCUGUCCUGCUGCAAUCUUCUGCAGUAUCCAUAAUGUGUCACAUUAAAACUGUAGUGGGAAUAUCUCUCACAAUUCAUCCGCUCUGUUGCUGUUUGUCACAAGAAAAGUCAAGGAAACGAAACCUAACAUUACUUUCCAUUUCCCCUUUUCCUCUGCAAUUUCCUGAAGUAUAUCAGCUGGUGGCAUCUAGACCUGGUCUGUCUCACCCUCGUUUCUGCAUCCGAGCAGCUACACAGAUAUCAUCAUCAUCAUCAUUACGAGCAAAGACAAGACAAGGAAACAAAACCUAACUGGUUGGAGAAGCUCACUGCAGAAUUGCGACUCCACACGGACACAAAUAUGACUGUUAUCUAGCUGUCUUUUAUUGCUAAUUUAAAACCCAGUUACAGUAGAAGACGUCGUCAGCAUGAACACUCUGAACCAGCAGUAUGAGGAGAAGGUGCGUCCCUGCAUCGACCUCAUCGACUCUCUCCGCUCUCUGGGUGUAGAGAGGGACUUGGCGCUGCCUGCUAUCGCCGUGAUUGGAGACCAAAGCUCGGGGAAGAGCUCCGUGUUGGAGGCGCUGUCAGGCGUGGCUCUGCCCAGAGGGAGUGGCAUCGUGACAAGAUGUCCUCUCGAACUGAAGAUGAAGAGAAAGAAAGAAGGAGAGGAGUGGCACGGGAAGAUAAGCUACCGGGAGUACGAGGAAGAUAUAGAAGACCCUGCAGAUGUGGAGAAAAAGAUUAGAGAAGCUCAGGAUAGUAUGGCCGGGGUCGGGGUGGGGAUCAGUAAUGAACUCAUCAGUCUGGAGAUCGCCUCUCCUGAUGUUCCAGACCUGACGCUCAUUGACCUGCCCGGCAUCGCCAGGGUGGCUGUAAAGGGACAACCUGAGAACAUUGGAGAGCAGAUAAAGCAACUGAUCCAGUCGUUCAUCAAAAAACAAGAAACCAUCAGCUUGGUGGUUGUUCCAUGCAACGUGGACAUAGCAACCACAGAGGCUCUGAAGAUGGCACAGGAGGUGGAUUCUGAUGGAGAGAGGACUUUGGGUAUCUUGACCAAACCUGACCUGGUGGACAAAGGCACAGAAGACACGGUGAUUGAAAUUGUCCGUAAUGAGGUCAUCGAACUGAAGAAGGGCUACAUGAUCGUCAAGUGUAGGGGUCAGAAGGAGAUCACAGACAAGGUGUCUCUUACUGAGGCAAUAGAAAGAGAGAAAGACUUCUUCCACAGUCAUGUGCAUUUCAAGAUUCUCUAUGAUGAAGGCCAUGCCACUGUUCCUAAACUGGCGGAAAAACUCACCCUUGAGCUGGUGCAUCACAUCCAGAGAUCUCUGCCUCGACUGGAAGAGCAGAUAGAGGAGAAACUAACAGAGACUCAGGCAGAGCUGGACAAAUGUGGCAAUGGACCCCCACCUGAUGCAGCUGAGAGACAAGGUUUCCUCAUUGAUAGAGUGGCAGCAUUUACACAGGAUGCUAUCAACCUCACCAAUGGGGAGGAACUCAGAUUUGGAAGAAGGAUGAAUAUCUUUGCCACACUCAGAAUAACGUUUGCGAUAUGGAAAGAUAUCAUAGAGCUCUCUGGAUUAACAUUCAACUAUAAUAUUGUGAGAGAGGUGGCUCAGUACGAACGAACGUACCGAGGAAGAGAACUGCCGGAGUUCAUCAACUUCAAGACCUUUGAGGGCAUGGUCAAGGAGCAGAUCAAACAGCUGGAAGGACCUGCUGUCCUGAAACUCAAGGAAGUGUCAGAAAUCGUGAAGAAGGAGCUGUUUAAGUUGGCACAGAGAAGCCUGGUUGGAUUUCCUAACCUCAUCAGAACAGCUCAGAUGAAGAUUAAAACCAUCAGAAAGGAGAAGGAGGCUUUAGCAGAGUCCAUGCUGAGGACUCAGUUCAAGAUGGAGUUGAUUGUUUACACUCAGGACAGCACAUACAGCAAGAAGUUAGGGAAGCGGAAGAAGGAAGAGGAACAGCAAGUUGUGGGUGGCUUUGGUAGUCCACUAAUGAGGACAAGCACAUUUAGCACUCAUGACAGUGGGGCCACCCUGAAAGAGAUGAUUAAACACCUUAAAUCCUACUACCAAAUUGCUGGCCAGCGUCUGGCAGACCAGAUCCCGCUGGUGAUCCGCUACCAGAUGUUGCAGGAGUCUGCCAUCCAGCUGCGGAGGGAGAUGCUGCAGAUGCUUCAAAGCAGGGAGAAAACGGAGGCCCUGCUUCAAGAGGACUCUGGCAUAAAAACCAAGAGAAUCCACCUUCAGAAUCGCCUCAAACGCCUGUCAAAGGCACGCAUUCUGCUGACUGAUUUUAGUAUGAACAUAUACAACUUCAGCCCAGGGCAUAGGUCUGGUCUCAACAAUGGUUACGACACAACAGACACCCUAAUCCCCACAUCUACCCCUGCAAAAAAAUCAAAAAGAAACAGAGAAGUGCUUUCUGCUUAGGUUUAUUAACCCUCUGAGACUCACAAUAGCCUGUUUUUGUCUUUUUUAGGGAGGACAGGGGGUCUUUAGGGGGAGAUAGCAGGUCAACAGUUGAUGUCACAUAGAAGUGGUGUACAUCAUACCUCACUAAUGCCAAAUCCUGCUUCAUAGUACCGGCCUCAGGCCUGAGCUAUUACAUUUUUGAUCUCAUGACAGACAGCAGCAGACGCCCUAAACAGGAUUGUAGUUUAGAAGGAAUUUGUUUUCAUUUAUUUUCAACUUCAAUUUCAAUAACAGUUUCUUGGUGGUUUGUUUUUUAUUUUUGUUUCAUUCUGUAAAUUGUAUUUAAAGUGUUUUUGGCAGGUUGUUUUUUAUAGAAUAGAAUAGAAUGCCUUUAUUGUCAUUGCACACAUUGUAAAACGGAAUUUGCUAUGUUUAUGGAACUGUGUCAAUUCAAAUGAAGAAUAAAUUCUCCUUUUCAA
Molecule: messenger RNA, 2970 nt
Organism: Sebastes umbrosus (honeycomb rockfish)
Lineage: Eukaryota; Metazoa; Chordata; Actinopteri; Perciformes; Sebastidae
Product: interferon-induced GTP-binding protein Mx-like
Exons: 12
Coding region: 500-2509 (669 amino acids)
Biological process (GO): defense response to virus
Cellular component (GO): microtubule; membrane; cytoplasm
Molecular function (GO): GTP binding; GTPase activity; microtubule binding
Source: RefSeq, a predicted model, not a curated record